Chaetomium strumarium is the source of this 1066-nucleotide messenger RNA. RefSeq names its product guanine nucleotide-binding protein beta subunit-like protein. Gene Ontology annotation, molecular function: translation regulator activity; protein kinase C binding; ribosome binding. The transcript has 5 exons. NCBI's taxonomy places the organism in Eukaryota, Fungi, Ascomycota, Sordariomycetes, Sordariales, Chaetomiaceae. The record is from RefSeq and is a predicted model, not a curated record. Gene Ontology annotation, cellular component: nucleus; cytosol. The coding region runs from base 100 to 1050 and encodes 316 amino acids. Gene Ontology annotation, biological process: rescue of stalled cytosolic ribosome; positive regulation of protein phosphorylation.
CGCAGCGCCCCGAUUUUUGUUGACCUCCCGACGAAACGAGGCACCGCGAAAAGCUCACCAUUCUUCCACCGAUCCUCGAACCCCAGGAAGGACACCAAGAUGGCUGAGCAACUCAUCCUCAAGGGCACCCUGGAGGGCCACAAUGGCUGGGUCACCAGCUUGGCCACGUCGAUGGAGAACCCGAACAUGCUCCUGUCCGGCAGCCGAGACAAGACCCUGAUCAUCUGGAACCUCACCCGCGAUGAGACCCAGUACGGCUACCCUAAGCGGUCGCUCCACGGCCACUCCCACAUCGUCUCCGACUGCGUGAUCUCGUCGGACGGCGCCUACGCCCUCUCCGCUUCCUGGGACAAGACCCUCCGCCUGUGGGAGCUCUCGACCGGCACCACCACCCGCCGCUUCGUCGGCCACACCAACGACGUCCUCUCGGUCUCUUUCUCCGCCGACAACCGCCAGAUCGUCUCCGGCUCUCGCGACCGGACGAUCAAGCUCUGGAACACCCUCGGCGACUGCAAGUACACCAUCACCGACAAGGGCCACACCGAGUGGGUGUCCUGCGUGCGCUUCUCGCCCAACCCGCAGAACCCGGUGAUUGUUUCGUCCGGCUGGGACAAGCUGGUCAAGGUCUGGGAGCUUUCUAGCUGCAAGCUGCAGACCGAUCACAUUGGCCACACCGGCUACAUCAACACUGUCACCAUCUCCCCCGAUGGAUCUCUGUGCGCGUCCGGUGGCAAGGACGGUACGACGAUGCUGUGGGAUCUUAAUGAGAGCAAGCACCUGUACUCGCUCAACGCCAACGACGAGAUCCACGCCCUUGUCUUCUCCCCCAACCGGUAUUGGCUGUGCGCUGCUACUGCCAGCAGCAUCAUCAUCUUCGACCUGGAGAAGAAGAGCAAGGUCGACGAGCUCAAGCCCGAGUUCCAGAACGUCGGCAAGAAGAGCCGCGAGCCCGAGUGCGUCAGCCUGGCGUGGAGCGCCGACGGCCAGACCCUCUUCGCCGGCUACACCGACAACAUCAUCCGCGCCUGGGGUGUCAUGUCGAGGGCGUAAGAGGUGGGUGUCUCGG